Molecule: messenger RNA, 10443 nt
Organism: Lolium perenne
Lineage: Eukaryota; Viridiplantae; Streptophyta; Magnoliopsida; Poales; Poaceae
Biological process (GO): negative regulation of transcription elongation by RNA polymerase II
Molecular function (GO): histone reader activity
Source: RefSeq, a predicted model, not a curated record
GAUGGCUCUCGCUUGGGGAUUUACGGGCUAUGAGUUGAUCGUAAGGAUGCUUUUCCCAGCGCCAGACUCCAGUCCCAGUUUCUUCGUUGCCAGAUCUCCUUUUCUCCUAUUUUAUUUUCUAUUCCCCAAGAUCUAUGCUCCGUCUGCGUGUAUCUGUUAUUUCUGGCUGUGCCUGCUAUCUGUUGUUGGCUUGAUUAUGCCCUGUUUUGGUGUGGCUCGUUGCAUGCUAGGGAUACAGAUCUGUUAGUCGAAUUAGUUGUGUUUGGGGUUAGUUACUUAGGUUGGGCCGGGGAAGGUUGAUUUCCAAUGGGUAAUCGUCCUGGUUUCAACAAGUGGUGUUGAGCAGCAUCUAAGUUAUUGUGGCGGUAGAACCAACUGAACUAAGAUUUACUUUGUGAAGAUUGGAAUAGAAAGGAGAGAAAAAAAUGGGUUUUUGGCUGAGUUACAUGGAUUGGGGAUGUUCAAGCUUCUCCACGUUCUUGCUAUGGAAUGCCUUGAUGUUAAUAAUAUAUGCGGCUUUUCGUUGCUGCCAUGAGUAGGCAUUUGUGCCCUAUGGGAUGUUGUGCAGCCAUACUUCGUUGAGUAGAUAUGUUGUGUCAUUUGCAUGCUCAACUUCUAAUGGAAAAUGCUCAUGGCCCUACUUGGAAUUUUGAGCUCAUCUGUGUAGCCAACGUAGCCCCUAAAAAUCGUAUGUUACUUGGAAUUUUCGUAUUUAUUUAUAAUAUAUAAUGAUCUAUGUAUGUAUAUAUGUAUGUCACACCAUGUACUACUUAGCUCCGCCCAUGGCUACAUUGGAUCAUCAAACAUAGCUAUUGAGACAAUAGUACACAAAUAUUGCAAUUGAGCAUUAAGACAUGUUAAAUCUUCUCUAUUUUUAGGUUGACACUGUACUUGGGAGUUGUUUUCCUUGAUGUGCUGCUGGUGUUCGCACAUGUGUUCAUAUAUCGAUGAAUCUCACGGAUUGCCAAGUAGGCAUGGCUCUUUUGAUUCAUAGGAUUUACAUAGGAAUAGUGUAGGAUUUAGAUCCUAUGGGAAUUUUUCCUACUAGUUGUUUGAUUCAUAGGAACAUAUCCCAUAGGAACUAAUCCUAUAGGCUUGUAGUGCAAAUCCUAUGGGAAAAAACAUUAGAUCAUACCUCAUGGAAAAUUCCUUUGGUACAAUCAAAGUAAACUUCUCUUCCCAUAGGAUUCAACUAGGCAUGACAUCCUCAAUCCUAUGCUUUUCCUAUCCUAUGAAUCAAAGGAGCCCUAAAGUUGUACACAAUAACACUCCAACCACUUCAGGGUUGGCGGUUAUCCUGCUAGCUUCCUAGAAUCCUGGAUGACCCGACAAACCAACAAUCUUUUCCUGCUAGCUCUCUAGAAUCCUGAAUGACCCGACAAACCAACAACCUUUUCUAGUACACUUUGUGUUCACUCAUUUUGCACAACAAUCCCCAAAUUGCUUUUGGCCAAGCAUGCUAAUUUUGUCGGAGGUCACCAUCCCAAAAUGCUCGCGUGCAAGCAUGCUUAGCCCAAUGGUUCUUUGGAGUGGAUUUUUUUUUGAAAAGAAGAUGCACCUUGUUGGUAUGAUGCCAAAUUGAACACUCUAGCCACUCCGGGGCUAGCGGUUGUUACUCCUGACAUAUCUCUAGAAGAAUGGUCCAACAAACCAACAUAAGUCUUUUGUAGCGCAUAGUGCACUCUAGGAAACUAAACGGGAGGUCCCCCAUCUCGUCUAAGCAUAUUGGUUAUGAGCUAGAGAAAAAAGAUGUACCUUGUUAUGAGUAUUCAGUCAAUCUUUUUAAACCUUGGGCUAGGGUGUCACAAAUUGUAGAUGGUCGCACCAUUCUGAGUCCUAGAGCCUAUGCCCAUGACAAGUAGGUGGCUGUUGGUUGGGUUAGGCGGUUACUAGACCUCACCUAUUUGGGUUUGGAGAAAGAAAAAAAAAUUAUUAGUACUAAUAUUUUUCAUAUAUGUUUUUGCCAAAUUGCGAUUCACUAUUAGUUAAAAAACAAUUGUAUGCAUGUUAGCUAGUUGUUAGUUGCGUCUUAUUUAUUUUAAACAUAUUGACUUUACUCUUGAACGUGUGAUAUACUCAUAAUUAUUUGAUCAAGCAUGAGUGUAGAUUAUUUUUGAUGUAUGAGCCAAUGGUGCGAUGAUAUGUAUAAUUUGGAGAACUAUAAUCCACUUUUAGGAGUAUUUUUUAAUGUUUUGUAAAAACGUGGUUCACUUUUAGUUUCUACAUGAAGUUUAUGUAGUUUUAACAAAAAAAGUUAGUAAUAUAUAAUAUUUCAAGAUUGCAACAUUUGUAUAUGAUCAAUUAUAAUGACAUUUGAUAGAGCUCAAAGAUGAGUCUUAAUCACAUGACCCAAAAAAGCACCAUCUAUACAUGACCAGUUAUAAUGGCAUUUGAUAGAACUCAAAGAUGUGUCUUAAUGACAUGACCUAAAAAAUUAUCUUGUAGUUUUGGAAUGUAUUAUAGGCCCCCGCCUAUACUAUCUGUAGCUUAAGACAACCAUCAAUGAGCUUGGGGUGGACUAUUAGAAAAGUAUCCUUCUUUUUUACUAAGUUAACACAACCAAAUUCAUCUAAUUAAUUGCUUCCCCAAAUUUUCUUUAAUUUGAUUUGAUACAUACCUUGUUUGAGAAGGAGCGACGAGUCUUGCUAGUUCUAGAUUCUUUAUAGAUUUCAACUGAUUACAAUGCUUGUUCAUUAAUUUGAACACACGAGCAUUGGACUUGCUACUUAUGUAUUGAAUACAAUUGCUCAUAAUGGAUUGCUGACGAUGGUAAUUUUUUUGUCAGGUGAUCUAGACAACUAAUAAUCUAGGUUUAUGUCAUGUAAUAUUAUCGCCAAAAAAAUGUAUUUAUCUAUUGUACCCUAUUAUCAAAAUGCCUUUGCUCCUAUGUUCUAUCAAAUAUUUAACUCUUUCUAGUUCAUCAGUCCAAAAAUUUAAGGCGCCCGAGGAUUAGUGAAAAGUCAAAUCUUACUAAUUUUGACCAAAUAUUUAGGAAAAAACAUGUGCAUCUACAACAUUAAAUGAACACAUUAAGAAAAUAUAGUUUAUGGUGAACAUGUCGAUAUUGAUUCAAUAAUGUAAUUUAUCAUAUUUGUGUAUAAACUUGGUCAAACUUAGAAAACAUUGACUUUUGAUUAAUCUUUGGAUGCCUUACAUUUUGGGAUGGAGGGAGUAUCACCUUUCUCAAAAAUACGGUCUUUCCUUAACCAUCUUGAGGGUGAACGAAUGAGCUGCCCAUCCUUUAGGGGUUUAUAUCGGGAAGGGGUCCUUGACAAAUUGCCAAGGCUGCCAUUUAUGGUUGUAGGUAGGAUGGGUACAAUUAAUGGUUAAACUUGGUCCACUAGCCAAUGAAGAAUGUGGAUGAGAGCCUUAGCCAAUGGCUAACUAGUCCAACUAGCCCUUCAUGGGUUCAUGUUUGACUUUGUAUUUCUAUUUGUCUUUUUUCUUGAUCUUUGACUUGUUGAUCGUGACAUGACCGGGGGUCCUUGUUGACCAGUUCUUUCUUUGACUUUGCUUAACUUUUGUCCAUGUAGGCACCUAGUAGGUUUGGGGGGGGGGGGGUCCCUUCAAGUAGCCGUUACCCAUUCCUACAAUGGGAAGAGUCCUAAUGAGCUGUACUUACGAGACUUGUAUGGUGGGUGUAGGAAAUUCUUGAUCUAGAAAAAUCCUCGUCUUGAUUUUUGAGGAACCUUCAUCUUGGGCCGGAUGGCGAGCCCUUCCCAUUGACACUCCUUUAUUUUUGAGAGGGGGAUUCUUUGGCGGCCGCAUGGUGGCCAAGAUGUUGGUCUCACCUUUUCUGCCGAGAAACGCACAAAAUUUGAGGGCCAUUCUACAGUUGUAUGGUCACUCAUGGACCGAUUGAUGAAAAUCUGGGCCAAUCGGGGUCCAAUUGGUAAUUUCCUGAUCGCUUGAGUAUUUUUUGAUGAAAUUGUGUGCCAAUCAAGGGCAAUUUGAUAAUUUCCUGGCCACUUGGUGAACUAAUGAUAAAAAAUUAGGGCAAUGUGGGCCACUGAUAAUUAUAAUACUGGCCAAUCAGGGGCCAUUUGGGUACCUAAGUGUGAAAAAUAGAGCAACUUGUGGCCUAUUUCAUGAUUAUAAGACGAAAUUUAGACGGCCUCCUUGCGAUUUCUUGGAAUGCUAGGGAAAGAUUAUAAAGGGGAAAAAUUACAAAUUCCCCGAAAUAUUAGGAACUAUUCUAGAAAACCACAAACUUGGAGCCCUUUUGGUGAUUUCAGACAAAGCCUGCGAAAGACAAAAGAAAACUGAGGCCUAGCUAUGUUUUGGGCUGAAACAUCGCCAAAAGCAUCUGAGCCAUGGUCAGGCAAAGGGAAACGCCCUGUGGGCCUUGUUGAACCUGCGGGCACUUGGCCAAGAUGCGGCCUAGUACGGGGAAAGGAAUGUGCGGUGCAGAUUGUGCCGCAAAAUCCCAUCCGGCGGCGGCGAUGUCGUCACCAACCGUUGUACUGGCUAGGAUUUCUUCUCAGUUGUUCCUUUCGAGGGGAAAGGCGGUGUAGGCCUUGGUGGCUCCGCUUAUUGCACGGAUGUUGAAUUGCUAGCCUUGUCUAUAAGACAUGGCAACAAUCUUUGGCGUAGCUUGUGGCCUUCCUCGUCAUCUCCCUCGUAGCACCAAAGUCUGUGAUGGCGGUGUGCCAAAUAGCAUGUUUUGCUUGGCGUAGCUCGUGGCCCUCCUCGUCGUCUCCUUCGUAGUGCCAAAGUUUGUGAUGGCGGUGUGCCAAAUAGCAUGUUUUGCAAAGUUUACGCCGUUGUUGCGUCUCAGUUGUAGCCUGUGACCCCAUGUUAGAGUUAUGUCAGUCGCCUAUACUGUGGCAUGGGCCUUUCUCGCCUAUGUUGUUGCUUAGGUCUUCUGCCCAAGUUGUUGCAAGGGGCUUUUUUUUGCCUAAGCUAUCGUAAAGGGUUUUCUCGCCUAAGCUAUUGAUAGGCAUGUUUUACCUGAAGUGUCACAAAGGGCUUUUUUUCCCUUGAGCUGUCGCGAAGGAUGUGCUAGUCUGCUGAAGCUCUUGCCAAGGGAUUUUAGUUGCGAGGGAUUGUGGCUCCGAUGAUUGACUAAUGCAAGUUCGCCAUUGAGCCAUGUAUUUUCCAUCUAACAUCGUCGUGUCGGAGUGGGAGAAGCAAUUACUUGAUGCCUUCGAUGAGAGCCUCAAGCAUUGAACGGCCACCGGUGUUGAAGCUGAUGUCGUCGGAGUUGAUGAGAUUCUUGAGGGUAACUCUAAUGUCUUUGAUUUGGAGAGGUGGUUUUGGCUCUCGCGGCAUGUCGAGGCUUGGCGUAGUCUACCGCACCGGUGGGAACCACUUCUUCGAGCACCUAGGAGAGUUGGGCGAUACGUAGGUUAUUUAUGGCGGCGCCCUCGAUGCCUCCUCUGACAUUGCCGACCUCAGCCUUCAUGAGCAUCGGAGGUACCAAACUUUUGGCGUAGCUCGUGGGCCUCCUCGCCGUCUCCCUCGUAGCGCCAAAUUCUCUUAUGGCGGUGUGCCAAAUAGCAUGUUUUGCAAAGUUUUACACCGUUGUUGCGUCUCAGUUGUAGCUAUGGCCCCAUGUCAGAGCUAUGUCAGUUGCCUAUGCUGUGGCAUAGGUCUUUCUCACCUAUGUUGUCGCUUAGGUCUUCUACUCAAGUUGUUGCAAGGUUUUUUUUUUGCCUAAGCUGUUGUAAAGGGUUUUCUCACCUAAGCUAUUGAUAGGCAUGUUUCCCUAAAGUGUCACAAAGGGCUUUUUCCCCUAAGCUAUCGCGAAGGGCUUCUAACCAUUGCUGCAUUUGUACUUUCGCCUAAUUCCUUGGGUCAGGGGUGUGCCAGUCUAUCAAAGUUGUCGCCAAUGGCUUUUUGUCGCGGGGGAGUGUGGCUCCGAUGAUUGACUAAUGCAAGUUUUCCAUUGAGCCAUGUAUUUUCCAUCUUACAUCAUCGUGUCGGAGUGGGAGAAGCAUGUACUUGAUGUCUUCGAUGAGAGCCUGAAGCAUUGAAUGGCCACCCCAAAUAGGAUUUGAACAGCAUCGAGGCCGAUGUCGCCGAAGUUGAUGAGGUUCUUGAGGUAACUCAAAUGUCUUCGAUUUGGAGAGGUGGUUUGAGGUCUCGCGGCAUGUCGAGGCUCGGCGUAGUCUUGGUGUUGAUCCGCACCGGCGGGAACCACUUCUUCGAGCACCUAGGCGAGUUGGGUGAUACAUAGGUUAUUUGUAGCGGUGCCCUUGACGCCUCGUCUGACAUUGCCGACCUCAGCCCAGUCGUCUUCAUGAGCAUCGGAGGUACCAAUCUUCUUUCUUGCUCGAGUGAGAAUUGCUUUGUGAGGCAUUUGCCUCGUUGGGAACGAUGCUUCGGAGGCGGAGCUCUUACCUUGGUGUCGGUGAAUAGUUUCGAUGUCACGACGUCGUUCCCACAGACGGAGCCACUAUUCUUGAAAUCAACGCCAUAUGGCCAGGGGGUGUCUUGAGUGACGUGGUUAAGUAGCGAAUGUUUAGAAGGGGUGUACGCGUGAGUUGAAAGAUUAUGUUUUUGUAGUAUUUUAGGCCGCCUUGUUGGAACGCGGCUUAAUCCUAUAUUAGGAAAACAUCGAGGGUGUUGAGCAUGGAGCUAUGCCAUCACAGUCUUCUUGGGGCAAAGUCAAGCUAUCAAAUGACAUCGGUCCAAGUCGCCGAGGACUAUUUGGAGCUUUAGGCCUUUCCCCUUCUUGUAUCGAAUGUGAAGUGAACGAAUGAGCCCUCCACCCCUUCGGGUUUUGUAUAGGGGAGUGAUCUUUGACAAAUGACCGAAGCUACCCUUCAUUAUGGUAGAUAGGAGGGGUGCUUUGGUAAAACUAGGUUUACUAGCCCACGAGGGAUAUGUGGAUGAGAGCCUUAGGCCAUGGGGUGCAAUGGUAAAACUAGUCCAACUAGGCACCUAUUGGGCUUCUAGCUUCAUGGUUUCAUCGACUUUUUCUUGUAUCUCUUGUCUUGUCUUUUUUACUUGUUGACCAUUCCAGGAUCGAGGGUCCUUGUUGUCCUGUUCUUGGCUUGACUUUGCUUGACUUCUAUCCAUGUAGGCGUCUAGUAGGAUUGGGGUCCCUUCAGUUACAUGAUACACAUUUCUACAACAUAGCCUAUAUUGAGGCUUAUAAUAUAUUUUUAUUAUUAAUAUGCCCUAUAUAUUGUAGAAGUGCUCCAUCCACAACCAACUUAGUCAGAACAUUUGUACCAUGCAUUUAUUUAUUAGCAGAUCUUGGGUCUUGUAACAUUUUGUUGUGCCACUUUGUUGUGCUUUUGGCACAAGCGCCGUAGGAGUAAGCACACGUUUAUUUGUAGCCUAAGGUUGUUAUGCCCAAACGCUUGGUGUGUUAUCAUUUCUUAGGCAUUUGAUUUUCCCAUAUAUUUGGCUUAUGUUAUAUUGUUUGCCAUUUGGUUCACAUUUUUACUCUAUUUCUAAAUCAAAGGUAGGGGAAUAUUAGUCAUUAGUUGCCAUUGAUAUGGCUUAUCAAACUUCGUUAGCCCUAUGGUUUACUCAUCUUGCCAACUUUUGUUGAUCUAAUCUCUUUGCCAUACGUUGCUUAAAUCUGCUAUCUUGUGCCAUAACCUGCGUUGUUUGUUUAGACAUGACAACCUGCCAGUGGUGCCAUGGUUAGCAGCAAACGAAACAUGCCUUGAGGUUUGCACCAUUUGAAGUCAUAACACAUGUGGUAGAAGUUUAGUGAGCAAGUUUGCCGUGUUCCUUGAAAAAUUACAACUAUCAAUCAAUUAUUCGUUCUCUUCCCUUUGAGUGAUUAGGUCCUGGUAUUUCCUCUGUAGAUAUUGUUUGGAUGCAAUUAUAUCCCUAGGCGUUCACACUUUUCUACCCAUAAAAAAUCAUUGAGUCUAGUCCCUAGAUUAUCAGAGGAAGAUGGGAUCCAAGCGAUUUGAAAAGAAGAAACCAGGUAGACUCUGGACAAUGAGCGCGAAUCAAGCAAGGAAAACUGUACAGAAUUUCAGGGUGCAAGGGACAUAUAACAACUCUAACAAAAGAGGUGGCGUUGCUGCCGCAAUGCAGAAAAAGUGGCGAAUUCCUUUAGAGGCGCCUAGCUGCACUAGGGUAGUCCGAUGGCCAAAUGAUGUGGCACGAUCAUCCUCAAGGUUGAACAAUAGUAAGGUUUCUCUUCAAAGUGAUGUCGAGAAUGCUAGGCCCUCUACCUCGAGACCCAACAAUGGCCUAGGUUCUCGACAAAAGUAUACCAAGAAUCCAAUGCCCUCUUCCUCAAGACCGAACAGCGUUGUGGUUUCUUCAGAAAAGAACAGGAUUUUUUUCUCUAGGUCGAUCAAUGUGUCGGUCUCUUGGGAGAAGAAUGCCAAGAAGCCUGUGCCCUCUUCUUCAAGCCCAAACAAUGGUGGAACCUCCCUGUCGAAACAUAUUCAGAUGUCUAGGCCAUCUCCCUCAAGGCCAAACAAUGACAUGAUUUCUUCGCCGAAGGAUAUUGAGAAGUCUCUGCCCUCAUCCUCAUGUCCAAAUGGUGGCUCGGUACCUUCUCCGAAGAAUAUUGAGCGGUUUAUGUCCGCGGAGUCUAGGCCCUCUCGCCUUCGGGGUGGAUUUUCCUCAAGAAAGCCUACCUUCAUAGGGUCAAACGGUAACUCAAAUUCCACUUUUAGCAUUUCAAACAAACCGCCGUCCUCACUAGUGCAUGGCCAUUCAAGCAAUGUUGAAAUGGGCACUCAAGUUCGUCUCCAACCCCAAACUACCAAGGCAGCUUGCAUGGGCAACAUGGAGCAGAAUGCAGAAUCAAUGAAUGUGCAUGUUCAACUUGAUAGUAGAAAACAGAACACUGCACUUGUGAGUGAUGGAAAAGCCAAUGAUGGUAAGUAUAAAAGUAAGAUGACAGAACCAUUGUUGGAAGAGAAGCUCGGUGUACAUGUGGAUGAUGAUAGUGCAAAAGAGGAUAGUAGGCCAAAGAAGAGAAUGAGGGAUGGUACUGAGCAAAAGCUUGUGGGGGCUCAAAGUGGUACUGCUGUGAUAACAGAAACUGCUGUCAUGAAGGAUUGUCCUACCGAAGUUUCUCAUCAUGUCGUUGCAGAAUCUUUCAAGCUGCAACAGUAUAGCUCCCUUCCCAUCGAUGAAUCUGUUUGGAGUGGAAUCAUUAAGACUCAGAGCAAAGAAUGUGUUUCAUUGGCUGCACACUUGUCAACCAAAUACUGUGACAUGGUGUCCAAAUUAUCAAGAUCACUGCUGCCAAUGCUUGAAGUAACAAAGCUUUCUAGGCUGGAGGCUUGGCCCAAGAGCUUUGAGGCAUCAAGACCCACCGAUGAUAACAUUGCCUUGUAUUUCUUUCCGGCCACAACGAGGCAAGAUGAAGACGGAGCAGACCCCGAUCAACUAGUUAAAGAAGUUGUAGAGAAUGAUAUGGUCUUACGGGCUGUUGUUGAUGAGGCUGAGUUGUUGAUAUUUUCUUCUGUUUUGCUGCCUGAACAAUACAAAACCUUCCAAGGGGAACCCUACCUGUGGGGGGUAUUCAGGCCUAGAAACAAGAAGUUUGCCACAGUGGACGAACAACACGGCAUAGGACAUUGUCCACAGGAGGAGAUGGGGAAACAGCAUGCUGCAGAUCAUGGUGUGGGAAAGAAGGGCUACAUGGUUGCAGGGUUAAAUGUGUGUGCUGGACUUGAAACUCAAGAAGAAGCAGAGGGGCAAGGUAUGGAUCAGGAGCAGACUCCGUCAGUGGCUCGACCCAACACAGAGAUACCUGUUGAGGACAUGGUUGCAGGGGUAAAUGUGGGUGUUGGACUUGAAACUCCAGAAGAAGCAGAGGGGCAAGGUAUGGAGCAGGAGCAGACUCCGUCAGUGGCUCGACUGAACACACCAAUACCUGCUGAAGACAUGAUUGCAGGGUUAAACGUGGGUGUUGGACUUGAAACUCCAGAAGAGGCAGAGGGGCGAGGUAGGGAGCAGCAGAAGACUCCGUCAAUGGCUCGACCCAACACACCGAUACCUGAUGAAGACACAACUCGGGCUACUUCAGAUCCUACCAUGCCAUCUGCAGUGUCUGCAAACAAUGUACAGGGGGCUACUUCCGUUCCUACCGUGCCUGCCGCAAUGUCUGCAAAUGACGACGGGCAGAUGCACUCAAGCUUCAGUGUCCCCACAGGAGCAAUUGUUGGUUUCGUCGUCCGACGAACUCCAAGAAUUGAGCACCUCAUCGAGGAGAUGCGACGUGAAGGCUCUGUUGUGGUUGCAAUGCGAGGGGAGAUGAUAGGGUCAGGUCUUGGCCAAGCAACAGCAACAGGGUAGAGAGGACCCCGAGCUCAUCCUGACGUGUUACAAUGGUGUAGGCAUUUCUGAUCCGACCCUUGAUAUGUCAAAGUCUGGGAAAUGGCACCAUGUCUACUAGGACUUUUUUUGUGUUUGCAGUUCAGCAGUGGAACUGUAGUUCGGGUCAACUUCUAUGUAAACAUUCUCCCAUGAUUGCACCUGUUCUCCAGACGCAUAAUGUUUCCUUUGUUA